Messenger RNA from Macrosiphum euphorbiae (potato aphid), 291 nucleotides. The record is from the annotation of a GenBank genome assembly. Lineage: Eukaryota; Metazoa; Arthropoda; Insecta; Hemiptera; Aphididae.
AUGAACGUGAAAAUUAUUGUAAUCGCAUUGUUCGCAGUUGUGACGCUUCUCCAGAUUUACCACUGUAAACCAACACAUCGGUUUGUUAGAGAAACUAACGACGAAGAUGAGGGUAGAACCAAAAAAAUUAAAGAAUUUCUAAGCCAGUUUUACGGAGGCUCCACAUCUCAGUCACAACCGCCUUCCACACAGCCAGGUUCAUCAACACCAUAUCAGCCAGGAUCAUCAAAUUAUCCAGAUCCAUCAACAUCACCUUUAGUGGAGACUCCAGCUGGGCCCGAAUUAUACUGA